Messenger RNA from Frankliniella occidentalis (western flower thrips), 6446 nucleotides. RefSeq names its product toll-like receptor 6. Gene Ontology annotation, molecular function: protein binding. Gene Ontology annotation, cellular component: extracellular matrix. Lineage: Eukaryota; Metazoa; Arthropoda; Insecta; Thysanoptera; Thripidae. The transcript has a single exon. Gene Ontology annotation, biological process: signal transduction. The record is from RefSeq and is a predicted model, not a curated record. Bases 277 to 4419 code for a protein of 1380 amino acids.
GGCCGGUUGCGAGGGAGGCAGGACGCACGCUCCGCCUCCACACCAGAUUCACGUCCGCGACUUCGACUUGUUCGGUGACGAGUGUGUGAAGUGUUGUGAAGUGUCUCCACCGACCCCGCUUUACUGGAUUAUAACUGGAAUACUGUGCAGUGAUUGGAUUAUCGUGUUUGAAUCUUGUGCCACUCUCUUUGGAUAACGUUUGGUUUCGUCCUGGAUUUGAAACCAAACGCGCGUGCGUGUUGUGUGCUGUUGUGAUCAUGUGCUACGAGCGGUGAUAUGGCAAACGCCAAGACCACCAUGAUGUUGCUGUGGAUCUCCGCCGCGCUGCUGGCGUGCGCCGCGGCGCGCAGCGUCGUGCUGCCGUCGGACGCGCCGCGGGACUGUGAGUGGGUGCCGGGCGCCGAGGCCGCGGACGGCGCCGACGUGUCGCUGUCGGAGAGCGCCGCCGUCCUGGCGUGCAAGCUGCGCACCAUCGGGGGCACCGACGGCCUCCUGGCCAACCUCACGGCGCAGCAGGCCGAGCGAGUGACGGCGCUGCGCCUCGAGUGCAGCGACGUGCUCUUCUUCGAGAGCUCGCUCGAGGAGCCCCGCCACGCUGGCGGCGGCGGCGGCUUCCUGGGCCAGCUGCGCGCCCUGCGCCGGCUCUCCAUCGAACACUGCAAGAUCCGCUACGUCCCCGGCUCGGUGCUGGCGCCCCUGCGCGACCUGCGCCACCUCUCCAUCCGCACCCACAACACCGACUGGUCCGCCAUGGCCAUGGAGUUCAACUCCGAGUCCUUCCGGGGGCUCGCCGAGCUGCGCAGUCUCGACCUGGCCGACAACAACGUGUGGACGAUGCCGCCCGAGCUGUUCUGCCCGCUGUCGGGGCUCACGCACCUCAACCUGAGCCGCAACAAGCUCCAGAACGCCAUGGAGCUGGGCUUCUCCGACUGGGGCGAGGGCCCCGCCGCCCCGGGCAAGUCGUGCAACGCGGCGCUGGAGGAGCUGGACCUGUCCAGCAACGCACUCACCGCCCUGCCAGACAACGGCUUCACGAGCCUGCGCUCGCUCCAGAAGCUCUUCCUCCAGGACAACGCCAUCGCGGCGCUCGCGGACCGAGCCUUCGUCGGGCUCGUGGCGCUCCAGACCCUCAACGUGUCGAGUAACAGGCUAAGCGCGCUGCCCCCGGAACUGUUCCAAUCAUCGCGCGACCUGCGCGAGCUCCACCUGCACAACAACAGCAUCAGUGUGCUGGCACCCGGGCUUCUGGAGGGUCUCGACCAGCUGCAGGUCCUGGACCUGUCCGGCAACGAGCUCUCCAGCAGCUGCGUCAACCGUGACACCUUCUCGGGCCUCGUCCGCCUCGUCGUGCUCAACCUGGCCCACAACGUCAUCACGCGCGUGGACGCUCAGGUGUUCCAAGACCUGUACAGCCUGCAGAUCCUCAGCCUGGACCAUAACGGCAUCGAGGUGAUCGCGGAGGGCGCCUUCUCUGCUCUCAGCAACCUGCACGCCCUCACCCUCUCCCACAACAACCUGGUGCGCCUCGAGUCGUACCACUUCUCUGGGCUCUACGUGCUGCACCAGCUGUAUGUGGACCACAACCGCCUGCAGGCCGUGCACGCGCAGGCCUUCGAGAACUGCUCCAACAUGCAGGACCUGAGCAUGGCCGGCAACAACCUGACCGAGGUCCCCGCGGGCCUCACGCACCUGCACUUCCUCAAGACGCUGGACAUGGGCGAGAACCGCAUCACGACGCUGUCUAACGAGUCGUUCCACGGACUGGACCAGCUGUACGGCUUGCGCCUCAUAGACAACCGGGUGCGAACCGUGCCCAAGGACACCUUCUCCGCGCUACCCUCCCUGCAGAUCCUGAACCUGGCCGACAACCAGGUCGAGACGGUGGAGCGGGGGGCCUUCGGCACCAGCCCCACCUUGCACGCCAUCCGGUUGGACGGUAACCGCCUCACUGACAUAUCUGACAUGUUCCAUGACUUGCCCGGCCUCGUCUGGCUCAACGUGUCCGCCAAUGCCAUCGCCUGGUUCGACUACGCGCUGCUGCCCAACAGUCUCGAGUGGCUCGACAUGCACCAGAACCGCAUCGAGCGACUCAAGAACUACUUCGAGAAGGACGGCGAACUGCAGAUAAAGAUGCUGGACGCGAGCUACAACCUCAUCACUGAGAUCGGCGAGUCCAACGUGCCCAACAGCGUCGAGACACUGCUCCUCAACAACAACCACAUCCGGGAGGUGCGCCCCAACACGUUCGCGCGCAAGACGAACCUGAGCCGGGUCGUGCUGUACGCCAAUCGCAUCGAGAAGAUGGAGCUGGCCGCCCUCCACCUCGCGCCUGUGCCCGAGGACCGCGAACUGCCCCAGUUCUUCAUUGGCGGCAACCCCUUCUACUGCGACUGCACCAUGGAGUGGCUGCAGCGCAUCAACCAGCUGUCGCACCUGCGCCAGCACCCGCGCGUGCUCGACCUGGACUCGGUGACGUGCCGCCUCGCCCACUCGCGCGGCAGCCCCACGCGGCCCCUGCUCGACCUCGUGCCCGCCCAGUUCCUCUGCCCCUACGAGACGCACUGCUUCGCUCUGUGCCACUGCUGCGAGUUCGACGCGUGCGACUGCGAGAUGACGUGCCCGGACAACUGCACGUGCUACCACGACCACAGCUGGGCGAGCAACGUGGUGGACUGCAGCAACGCGGGCUACCAGCAGGUGCCGCAGGGCAUCCCCAUGGACGCCACCGAGAUCUACCUGGACGGCAACAACCUCACCGACCUGGGCAGCCACGUGUUCAUCGGCAAGAAGAAGCUGCAGGUGCUCUACCUCAACGGCAGCCGCAUCGACACGAUCCACAACCGCACGUUCAACGGCGCCACCUCGCUGCGGGUGCUGCACAUGGAGAACAACCACCUCCAGGAGCUGCGCGGCGAGGAGUUCGACCCGCUCAAGAACCUUAACGAGCUCUACCUGGACCACAACGCCAUCACCAAGGUGGGCAACAAGACGUUCGCGGCCAUGCGCGAGCUGGAGGUGCUGCGGCUGGACGACAACAAGAUCGAAGACUUCAAGCCCUGGCAGCAGCUGGCGGCCGCGUCGGAGGGCGGCCGGCUGGCGCAGGUGUCGCUCGACGGCAACCUCUGGACGUGCGACUGCGAGCACGUCCCCCAGAUCGAGGCCUGGCUGCGCGACAACACCAACGUGGCCGUCAGCAUGCGGUGCGCCGGCUCCACCGAGACCCUGCAGGAGGUGGUCGCGCGCUGCAGCAGCGACGCCAGCCAGAACGUGGUGGCGACCAGCGUGGUGCAGCGCGGCACCGUCUACACAGCCCCGCUGCUCAACCACGACUACGUCACAAUCGUGGCAGCUACCCUGGCCGGCGUGGUCGUCGUCCUGCUGGUGCUGGCGCUCGUCUUCAUCUUCCGCCACGACGUCCGCCUGUGGGCGUACGCUCGCUACGGCGUGCGCAUCCUCAGUGACCCGGCGGCCGAGGCGGGCGACGAGAAAGACCGCCUGUACGACGCGUACCUGGCCUACUCGGUGAAGGACGAGGACUUCGUGAGCCAGGUCGUGGCGGCCGAGCUGGAGCAGAGCGGCUACUCCCUGUGCCUGCACUACCGUGACAUCCACCUCAUGAGCGGCGGCGCCAGCUACCUGGCCGACGCCGUCCUGGGCGCGUCGGAUGCCUCCCGCCGCGUCGUCCUGGUGCUGUCGCUCAGCUUCCUGCAGAACGAGUGGGCGCGGCCCGAGUUCCGCGCCGCGCUGCAGGCCUCGCUGGAGCAGAAGCGCGCCGCCAUGCGUCGCCACAAGGUGAUCCUGCUGCUGACCACGGCGCUGGACGCCGUCACGCUGGACCCCGAGCUGCAGCUGCUGCUCCGCACCUGCACCGUCAUCUCGUGGGGCGAGAAGCGCUUCUGGGAGAAGCUGCGCUACGCCAUGCCGGACGUGGCGCUGCAGCAGCGCAAGAAGCGCGCCGCGGCCGCGCCAGUCACGGCCAAGCUGGCCGGCGGCGUGGAGGGCGGCCCCGCGCGCUACACGGCCGCGCCCACCUCGCUGGACGCGUGGUACAAGUACAGCGUGCCGCAGCACUUCAUGCAGCCCGGCGUGCACUCGGCCUGCGCGCUGCGGCACCACGAGGACGACCGCGCGUCCACGGCCAGCCCGCACCACCAGGACCAGGCGCAGCAGCAGCUGUACAACUACGCGACGGCGCCGUCCGAGCAGAGCCAGCACAGCUACGUGUCGAUAGACCGGCACAACCCCUACGGCCUGCACCACUCGUUCCGCCGGCAGCGGGACAGCCACGUGUACAGCACCAUCCCGGACACGUCGUGCCAGCCCGCUCUGUGCAGGCUGGCCAACGGCGAGUUUGCUGUGAUCCAGGCCGCCCCGGGCCAGUGCCCCGGCGGCGCGCCCGGCAGGACUUACUUUGUGUGAGACACCAGUCCGGUGAGACAGGGUUUGUGUGUGUGUGGCGAGUGAGUGCCACAGUAGUCACCUGAAAGUGCCGAAAAGUGAAGGCUAAAGUGACGGCAUUUUGAGUAUUCUGAUAAAAAUUCUCAGUAUUUAUUGCUUUCUAGCUCUGUUAAUAUCUUAUUUGGCAUUCCAAGCUUUAGUUAUGCAUUUCAGUGACAUUGACGACUGAAUUCGUUCAAGUACCUUAUUUAUGCUUAUGUUUAGUAAAUUAUCUGAUGAAACUUUCACCCAUAAAUUUUUAUGUAUUGUUUUUAAUUAUGGCCAAAUUUUCAAACCAGUGAGUGUGAAGUUGUUAGUACAUGUUUUAAGUUUGAUUUCACCAAUGUUUUGUUUUCAUUUUUGUUCUUCGGGGCUUAGGUUUUAGUGAGUCUGUCAUGUUGUUAUUUAUGUCUGCAAGAUAAUGCUCUCUUUAUAUGUAAUCAUAAUCGAUGGCUGUGCAAAAAUGUAGCAAAAUGGUCAUGUUGUCACCAUUUCUUAGGCGAGUGUACUUUUCUGUCUUGUUGAUCGACGGGCCCCCACUGCGCCCUCCCCUACUCUCUACCUCAUCAUAGACUGACCAGAGGGUCUUUAUCGUGGCCGCGAUGACCCAACCAAUGAAUGAGCAGCAGAACUGCAUCGAGCGAAUAGGAGUUUACGCCUUAUUAUGUGUGAGCAUGUUUAUACUUUAUUACUCAGCUGGUCGAUAUAUCAUAGCCUGAGCCACAAUGGCUAUCACUGCGCAGCCGCACAAUGGACUGACUGGGUGGCGAUUCGACGUGCUUGUCGAGGUGCUCGCACAAAGCGCGUCUCACCUUUGGCCGCCUGCUGCUGCCUCCCUGCCCGCUCUGCCCGCUCUGCUGGCCUCGUCUUUACUGUAGAUUUUUUUUUACUGGGGCCGCGCUUUUGUUUUGUGAUUAACGGAAGCUGCCAUGUUAUGGAAUAAAGAGCUUCAUUGACAGGCGCGAAGUCUCGUCGAUCGUCGCGAGAAGCACCGGGGCCUGACUCAUGACUCAUGUGUACUCUGUAAUAGGACCACAAUGUAAUCAUCGCACAUAUGUAAUGAUUGCCGAUUUGUACUUAAUUUCGCCCAUUUAAAAACAGCUAAUGUAUCCACAGAAAAUUGUGACAUUUUAAGGAACCAAAAUAUAUUAAUUAUUGUGAUUAUUCUGCUCAUGUAAAAAUUACAUAAAUGUAUCAUGACAUAUUCAUGUAAGCACUGUCGAGUCGUUGUUUUGGUGUCACCUCCCACGUUAUUACUAUAGCUUGUCAUGAGGUCUCCGAAAUAGAUGUGGUACCUAUAUAGUUAUGUUCAAAUUAUGUAAGAUAAGAAUGUAUUAUUUGUGCAUAUAAGUAAUAUUGUUUUGUAAAUUAUGAAUUGACUGUAUGUUUUGUUAAUACUGCACAUUUACUUAUAAUUUAUUUAUGUUCGCUUGCCUAUCAAGCAGAAAUGUGAUACUUAGGGUCAAAGAAUGGAGGUACAACUGUGAUCAAAUGUACAGAGGGCCUCUAAUUGGCCAACAAAACUUCCAAGUGUGAUAAAAAGACCCUGUAAUAAUUGUGGCUCAACCAACUUUUGCACAUUGUUUUGUUGUGAUUACUAUGGAUAUGUAUUUCAGAAUUCUUUAAUUAGCCUUUUAUAAUAUCUAAAGCGUAAUUUGUGUGUGAUUCAGAAUCAAAGGUACUUACAAAUUCAAAUUAUUUUUGAUUCUGAAUCACAAAUUGUUUGUGACGAAAACGCUGUCUCUCUGAAUACUAUUUCCAGUGUAAUACGUUUUAAAGUGAAGUCAGCACAAAGGGAGCUGAUCACCACAAUCAUAUACUGGUCACUUAUUUAUAUAGAAAUGUCUUCAAUUUUCUAUGAUGCUAUGUACAUUGAUUUUAUUUCCUGAAAGUCUGAUACUAGAUCAUAAAUUGUUAUGUAUUACUGUACAUAUGCCUUUUGUUUCUGUGUAUAAAAGUGUACAUAUUAACAUUUUAUAAAUAAAUAUUAUAUGCGUUACAUUAUUUAA